GGGCGCCAAACUCAAAGCGCAAGAUGGCGUCGGGGGAGAGCCUCUUCGGCCAGUUUGGUGCCCGUGCAGGUGAAAUGCCAGGGCUGUGAGGAGAGACGAAUAAAGGUCCGAGUGAGUGUUGAAAUGCAAUCAACAACAAAUCCCAUUCAUAGAAAGGAUUUGGUUGUUCGGCUAACUGAGGAUUCAGAUCCUUUUUCUUAUAAUCUUGUUAUUUCCGAGGAAGAUUUUCAGAGUUUAAAACUUCAGCAAAGUCUUCUGGUGGAUUUUUCUGCUUUUCCUCAGAGAUUUAUAGAUCUUCUUCAGCACUGCAUCCAAGAACAAGAUAAAGAAAUCCCAAGGUUUUUGCUACAGCUGAUUUCUUCAGGAUCUAGUUUAGAUCACACACCUUCAUUUCUAAAUGUGGUUGAGACAAAUCCAUUUAAACAUCUUACCCAUUUAUCACUAAAAUUCUUACCAGGAAAUGAUGCUGAAAUCAAGAAAUUGGCAUCCUGCCUCAAAUCUACUAAGGAAGAAAAGUUAUUACUGGAACAAAAACUUAGCAGAACAGAGGAGGACCUUACAAGACAGCUGCAUUAUACACAGCAGGCUUUGUCAGAAAAGAGCAGAGAACUAGAUAAUUUAAGAAGCGAAUGGACCUCCAAGAUAGCAUCAUUGAAUAGUAAACAUACUCAGGAAUUGUCAAACGAGAAGGAAAAAACUCUGCAGGCACAAGCACAUUAUCAGCAACAGAAUGAUCAACAGAAAAGAGACUUGGAAAACUCGCAUCAGAAAACUGCCCAGCAACUACAGAACAGGCUGAAGGAACUGGAACUUGCUAACAAAGACUUAAGAAGGAGAUACAAAGGCGAUUCAACAGUCAGGGAACUUAAAGCAAAAUUAUCGAGUGCAGAAGAUGAAUGCCAGAGAAUGAAGCAAGAAGUUCUAUCCUUACGUCGGGAGAAUACUACCUUAGAUGCUGAAUGCCAUGAAAAGGAGAAGCAAGUUAACCAACUGCAAAUGCGAGUUGCUGUUUUGGAACAAGAGAUGAAAGAUAAGGACCAGCUUAUUGCCAGGACAAAAGAAGUAUUAGAAGCCACACAAGAGCAAAAGGCAAACCUGGGAAAUGCAGAAAAGAAACAACUUCAGAUAGGAAAACUGGAAGCCUCACUGAAAGCUCUGUCGACUGAGUUCCUUAAGGCCAAUGAGAUAAUAAAGAAACUGCAAGGCGAUGUAAAAACGUUAAUGAAUAAGCUGAAAUUAAAAAACACAGUAACAGUUCAGCAAGAAAAGCUGUUGGCUGAAAAGGAAGAAAAACUACAGAAAGAACAAAAGGAAUUACGGGAAGUAGAAAGUUCUCUUCGAGAGAAAGAACAAGAGAUAUGCAAAUUGCAGGAACAAUUAGAAGCUACAGUACAAAAGCUGGAAGAAAGCAAACAUCUUCUCAAAACAAAUGAAAAUGUGAUCACAUGGCUGAAUAAACUAAAUGAAAUUCAGCUGACAAGGAAGCAAGAAAUGCUAGGAACUUCUCCUUCUAGCAACACUGUUUCAAGAACUGGCAGCUCUCCUCAUAGUAUGGUUGAUAAUAGGAUUACGUCUUUAAACUCAGGACUGAGCUAUCCCAUCUCCCCCUUGCUUGCUUUCCAAAGCUUCCCAGAAGCAGUUGCUGCCAAAAAUACCAACCAACAAAUAUCAGGAACAAAGCAGGUUCACUUCAAUGUGCAGCUCUCAGAAACGAACAGAUGUUUAGAUGCCCAGCCAGGGAUUCCUGGGCUGAUAGGUCAUUCAGCAAAUAAAGAAAAUGGUGAAAACUUGGGAUUGGAAACAAAGUAUUUAAAGAAAAGGGAAGAUAGCAUACCUUUAAGAGGACUCAAUCAAAACACAACUCAAAACACAGGAUAUAUGAAGUCCUCUGCACCAAAAAAAGCACAGAUUCCAUGCAAGCCUGCAGCACCACCUAAAACGUCUGCCUACUUUCCUGGAUAGCAUGUUGUAACUAAAGGUUUACAAUAAUUUUGAUUUUUUUUAAACAUUAUCAGUUACACACAUUUGUUUCCCUUUUGAAGUAUCAACAUUACAUUUUUACUAAAUAGAUUUCUGGGUACUAAAGUGAAACUUAUGUUUUUUCUACAAAAUGAAAUUAUCUAAUGGACAGAUGUCUAGAUUCUAUUUGGUUGUUCUCUAAUAGUUCAUUUGCAUUUUUGCAUAUACGAGGUAUUUGAUUUCGGUUUCAAAAAUGCACUACCUGAUAAGAAUGACUUAUUGUUGUUUCUAUGCCAGAAGCUAUGGAAUGUGGGGCUCAAAAG
This is a messenger RNA of Thamnophis elegans (Western terrestrial garter snake), 2282 nucleotides long. It is a transcript of the gene SASS6, whose product is annotated as SAS-6 centriolar assembly protein. The record is from RefSeq and is a predicted model, not a curated record. Gene Ontology annotation, cellular component: centriole; centrosome. Gene Ontology annotation, biological process: centriole replication. Lineage: Eukaryota; Metazoa; Chordata; Lepidosauria; Squamata; Natricidae.